Molecule: messenger RNA, 2130 nt
Organism: Vigna angularis (adzuki bean)
Lineage: Eukaryota; Viridiplantae; Streptophyta; Magnoliopsida; Fabales; Fabaceae
Product: pentatricopeptide repeat-containing protein At5g16420, mitochondrial
Exons: 1
Coding region: 52-1656 (534 amino acids)
Molecular function (GO): protein binding
Source: RefSeq, a predicted model, not a curated record
AAAUUGAUAUGAUUAUUUACGAAACUUCGCAAUUCACUCCUUCAUUUGCUAAUGUUCCAGUCCACACUGUCCGGCAUAUCCCGGCGGCAGCGCCGCCCUUUUUCCACCGCCGUCUCCGCCGCCAUCGCCGCCAACAGCGUUCCUGCCUCGCCGCUCCCUCCCUCAUCCUUCACCAUCCGGCCCCCAGUCCACCCUUGGCCUCGCCGCCUCACUCCUCUCAACCUCGCUUCCCUCAUCUCCCGCCAACACGACCCCGACCUCUCUCUCCAAGUCUUUCACCACGCCCAAUCCCUCCACCCCUCCCUCUCUCAUGCGCCGCAACCCCUCCACGCGCUUUUCCUUAAACUCUCACGCGCCCGCCGCUUCUCCAUCCUCGAGUCCCUCCUCACGCGCCUCCCCAGUCCGCCGCCAGAACCCUCACUUGUCAUCCUCAUCCGCGCAUACGGCCUCGCCGGAAAACCCCUAUCUGCCGUCCGCCUCUUCCUCAAACUCCAACCCCUCCGCGUCCGAACCUCCGUCAAAUCCCUCAACGCGCUCCUGAACGCACUGGUUCAGAACAAACGGUACAGUUUAGCGCACUCAGUGUUUAAAAGCUCUGCGGAAAAAUUCGGGGUUGUGCCUGACGUUGUUAGCUGCAACAUUUUGCUCAAGGCUCUAUGUAAGAGCAAUGAAGUUGAUGUUGCGGUUAGGGUUUUGGAUGAGAUGGGUUUGAUGGGUUUGGUUCCGAAUGUGGUUAGUUAUACAACUGUGUUGGGUGGGUAUGUGUUUAGGGGUGAUAUGGAGAGUGCUAUGAAGGUUUUUGGGGAGAUUUUGGAUAGAGGGUGGGUGCCUGAUGCAACCACUUACACUGUUUUGAUGAGUGGAUUUUGUAGGAUGGGAAAGUUUGUGGAGGCAAUUAGGGUUAUGGAUUUGAUGGAGGAGAAUAGGGUUCAAGCUAAUGAGGUUACUUAUGGUGUCAUGAUUGAGGCUUAUUGUAAGGGGAGGAAAUCUGGGGAGGCUGUGAACUUGCUUGAGGAUAUGGUGGCAAAGGGGUUUGUGCCAAAUUCGGUGUUGUGUUGUAGAGUUGUUGAUUUGUUGUGUGAGGAGGGGAGUGUGGAGAGGGCUUGGGAGAUGUGUAGGGGGAUGGUGAGGAAAGGGAUUCAGUUUGGUGGCGCGGUGGUGAGUACGAUUGUGCAUUGGCUUUGCAAGGAGGGGAAGGUGGUGGAGGCAAGGGAAGUGUUGGAUGAACUGGAGAAGGGGGAGGUUGCGAGUUUGUUGACUUAUAACACACUGAUUGUGGGAAUGUGUGAGAGAGGGGAGCUUUGUGAGGCAGCGAGGCUGUGGGAUGACAUGGUGGAAAAGGGUAGAGUUCCAAAUGCAUUUACUUACAAUGUGUUGAUUAAAGGGUUUUGUAAGGUUGGGAAUGUGAAGGAGGGUAUCAGAGUGCUGGAGGAGAUGGUGGAGAGUGGAUGCUUGCCUAACAAAUCAACAUACUCCAUAUUGGUUGAUGGGAUUUCUGUUUCAGGAGGAAAGAAAGAGGAAAUCGAGAAGGUAGUUUUGUUGGCCAUGACGGCUGGAGUUGAUGGUGACUUGUGGGAACUUUUCUUAAAACUUGUGGUCAAUUUAGAUGGCAAUGCAGCUAAACUGGAUAGGAUAUUGACAGAGAAUGCAGUGUGAUAAAAGAAACUCUGGGAUGUGGUGUCGUGUCUGAUCUUUGAAAGUUGAUCACCAAAAGGGGAUUGAAUUUCUGAAGGAAAGGGAAUCAAUGCAUGUUUUGUAUGUUGCAUUACAUGUUUCCCACUCCCUUUGCGGCGGGCUUGGAGAGUGAAAUAAGAUGGGAAACUGAGCCCGAGCUGUCAAAUAACUAUGGGAGUCCAAUUCCAUUACCAACUGUUGUUUAGUGAGUCUGUUUUGCGAUUCGAUUCAAGUAAUGAAACAAUCUAAUCAUUCCAGGGUUCAACUGCUCAAGCACUUGGUUGGUUUCCUUCCUAGUAAGAUGCACCUAUUAUAGGCAUGCCACUGACUGCGAGCUAGAUUUUCCUGAUGCUAUUCUGGGCAUGGCCUUAUCAUAUUAUUCGAAUGCUUUCUGGACUGUGGUUGCACUGGCAUUUGGAAUUAUUUCAUUGUGGUAAUAGAAAAUUAACAUCAAAA